Messenger RNA from Caenorhabditis elegans, 882 nucleotides. RefSeq lists its product as uncharacterized. Bases 135 to 713 code for a protein of 192 amino acids. The transcript is spliced from 5 exons. The record is from RefSeq and is marked reviewed. Lineage: Eukaryota; Metazoa; Nematoda; Chromadorea; Rhabditida; Rhabditidae.
AUUAUUAUUCCACUUUUCCUGUUCCAAAUAUUGACUUUCCUCAAAAUGUAUUAUUUCGAAUACAACGUUUAAUUUUUUGGCUCAAAACUCUGAUGUUACUUGAAAUUCAAGAACACCAUAUAGCAACAUCAGCAAUGGCAACACCAGUGACAUAUUUUCUCUUUUGCCUCUCAUACAUUUCUACCGGUGUUAAAUUCCCAGAAACUGGUCCAAACGAGCUUUUACUUUUUGAUUCGGUGCUAGCAGCAAUGAUUUUCUAUAUUUGUGUCCACUUGACAAUUUUGGGUCACGUUGGAAAAAUGAUCAUUCUUACAUUCAUUCGUGUUUUCUGCUUUUUCUGGUUAGGUACAAGUAUAUUCAUAAUGCCGGAAUGGUAUUCAUUCAACGGUCACGCUUUUGAUUUUGUCAUUUGCUGGUUUCUUCUCGCAAUCCAUAUUACUUGUACCGCUGGGUGUAUCACUAUGAUUUUUAAAUUUUUUAUCUCCGAACAAGUGUUUGAAAGUUACGACUGGAGAACAAUCAAAGAACUGUUUUUCCAUAAACGAACUCGAAUUGAGCCUCCAGAAUACGAGGAAGCUAUAUCCAGCACCGCACAACCACCAAGUUAUGAAGAAGCCAUAGCAACAAAUCCACCAGCCGUUCAAAUUGCAUAUGCGAACGCGUAUUUCAAUCGUUCUGCAGCAGAAGCCGAGGAUGCGGAGACAUUGUUUUGAUUUUUAGUUCAAUUUUCAUUUCCAAUAGUCGACUGAUUUUGUCCUGAUAUGAUUCAUUCAUCAUAUUUACUACAACAAUUUUUUAUUCUGUAUUCCAUUUUUUCUUGUCUCCGUUCGCCCCAUACAUAAAUCAAAUUCAUUUCUUUCUUCUUUUUACUAUAAACAUUUU